GGCGCUUCACGCGGUGCUACCAGCCCAGCACGAUUCAUGGCUUACCCGACCUGCCCUCUCAUUUGACGGAGCUGCAUAUGCUGGGAGGGCUUCACACGCCGCUUCAGUGACACGUUAACGAAGCUCGUGCUCGACGUACCUACGGUGUCACACAUAACCUCUGGGUUCGAGGGCACAACGCUGCCCCUCAGUAAGCCAGAGACAGUCGUGAUGAGGCGGCUUACGUGUUUCGUUGUUGAGCUACCUAAGGAGACCAACGCCCGCCUUGCCGAAGAGCAGAUGGCGCUUGAGGGUGCCGUGCAACGCUUGCUCGCCAAGUUCGUCCUCCCGAACUCCACCGUCUCUCAUCUCCGUGCUCCCAUCCCCAUUCACGAAAACACGGAGGCCAUGGGAAGCGGAGGAACCCCGAAAGCUGUGGUCCCAGCGUUGGGGUGGAGAAUCCUAGAGUCUUCCGGCGAGUUCCGAUAAGAAAGGACUAGAAGUGGCGAGGGAUACGCUCCUGGAUAAUUGCACACGAGAUCGAAGAGACUCGUCCUGCACAAGCGAGGGUGUAGCAUUCGAAGAUGGCGGAUUGUGGCGAAGUAUAGGCGCUUGUAGGAUGAGUGCGCCCCAAGGCCUGCCGCUGAGAGGGCGCUUGAACAUCAUGCAUCAGUAGAGUUUGUAUCUAUAGAUAAUACCAAGAAUAAACAUGUUGUAACUUGC
Molecule: messenger RNA, 702 nt
Organism: Dichomitus squalens LYAD-421 SS1
Lineage: Eukaryota; Fungi; Basidiomycota; Agaricomycetes; Polyporales; Polyporaceae
Exons: 3
Coding region: 211-468 (85 amino acids)
Source: RefSeq, a predicted model, not a curated record